Messenger RNA from Symbiodinium necroappetens, 2427 nucleotides. The record is from the annotation of a GenBank genome assembly. NCBI's taxonomy places the organism in Eukaryota, Dinophyceae, Suessiales, Symbiodiniaceae.
AUGUCCACCACCUUGUCGGACAUUUUUAAGGAGGAGAAGGUGCCCUCAGACCUUGCAGCCGAGCUUUCCAGAAUCCUCACGAUUCACAGCUUCGCUUGCAUUGCACCCAGCGCCGAGCAGUUGGAGGAUUCCAUUAAGGAGGCAGUCCCAGGUACAUUGCAUGCACUCAUGAAUCCAGUUUGCAUUGCAUGCCUGAAAGCAGCCUAUCACCGCUGCCUGACCAGCUUGGUCUCUGUGGCUGCUUCCCCUCCCCCUUCCGCUCCAGCUCCUGCAUCAUCGCUUACAGCUUCUUCCACUUGGACGGACACCUUCCCGGCGAAGCUGGGACAUGAGAAGGUCAGUGCCUUAAAGACGAAAUUUGAGGCCGAUUAUCCAUCAGAGAUUCUGGACCAUUCUACAAUGCCUUCUUCUCGCCUCUUGGCGACUGUCAACAAACAGUGCCAAGAGAAGCAUUACAGCUAUGUGGCGUGGAAGCAUCGCGUUAGUGAAGAGAAGCUCGAUGAUAUGCAUUCCAAUCGCCCUCGCAAAAUUGCCAGGUUCGACGACUUUAUCUUUGAUGAAGUUCCAUUUCGUGAGAUUCCAGAGUCUGGCAUCAGCCAGAUGUUUUUGUUACAUUUGCUUGACCUGCUCGCUUUUGCAUUCUGUCUCCUUGAGGCUGCACACCUGUCGUCCUUCAGGUUGGGGACUCAGGACUUCGUUCACCGAAUGUACAUGAAAUGCAACUGGCUGAUAAAGAAGCCUGGCGAUGCAUUUGCGAUCUGGCCAACUCUGGUUGGAGCCUUGACGAUGCCCUCCAUGAAGUGGUGCAGGACCGACGGCCCCAAGUGGUGCAUUUCAUUCAUGGAGGCCGGAGUUCAGAAGCAGAUGUGUAAACGAUGGAAUCUCAGGUCACACCUCCACUUCAUCGGAGGAGAUUUUGCAAAUCCUGCAGGGUACAUUUCUGGAGGGAAUGACGAAGUGGAGGCGAACACUCUGAACUACACAGUUACACUUGGCAACUUUACCGGCGGCGGUCUGCUCUUGGAAUCCGAGUCUGGGGAUCACUCACACUUUGUUGCAGAGAUGAAUCGCAAUCUCAGGUUUGCUUUGGUGGACGCUCGUGACCAACCCCUUGCAUUUGAUGGUACUCUUUGGCAUGGCACUGCUCCAUUCCAGGGAGACAGAUGGGUGAUUACGGCUUACACUUGCCGAAAUCUUGACAAGUUGCGAGAGACUGAUGUUCAGGCUCUCCGUGCAUGGGGUUUUCCGCUUCCCAAAUGUGAUGCAUUGCCGACAGCUGAGGUGGCAUCUCUCCAGCCACCUGAGUCUACAUCCCUGCCAUCCAAAUUUUGCCUGUGGCUCGGUUCCAUCGCACAGGUGGAUAAGGAAAAGCUGUCUCUGCAAUCGGUGCCGUUGAUUACAGUGCCGGACCUACAAGAUGGUACAUUGCGACAUCAAGUCAUUCGUUGUUCUGCCGAUGGGGUUUUCUCCACGAUUUUCAUUCGCUUUUCUGGUGAGUGGAGCGCGGCUCAUAAUAUUUGGGUAUUACAGCUUUGCAAACUGGCCUUUUCAUGUGGCACGACUGUGCACUUAGAUAUCUCUGCUUGGGAUAAUUGCUGGUAUGAUCCUCUUUUCAUUCACUGUGUGGCCACAGGUUUUCGACAUGUGGUGCAAAUCCCACCCUGUGCAUUUCAGGGCAAGGCAGGUGAUAUCCCUUACACUACCCCAUUGAUCGAGGCCUUUGGCAAGCUUUUCAUUUCUACUGAUGGUGCCACCGGUGUACCCGGAGCUACCUUUUCUGUUCAGCAUGCCUGGGAUUCCAUUCCAGGAAAGAAUCGGCAAGGAUGUCAUGCGGGAGCUCAGUCGAGACUCUUGUCUCCCAAGGAGGAGAGUCUCCUUUCAGCCGAGGACAUUGCGAGAGUACAGUCCAUUUUUGGUAACUGGUUGCAGGAGCAAACAGGAAAUUCGGUUGAUUGGUCCAUUCCCCCGGACCAACCGUACUGUCUCCAUGCAUUCUCGGCGCUUUCCUCAGCUCUGCAUGAUUGCGAUAUUUCACUUUUUGGUGCAUUGCUUCAGGGCGUUCCUACAGGCUUUAAACAGGACAUUCCAUUGUCGGGGUGUUUUGCACCGUCUGGACGUGCUGUGGAGGAAGAUUCCCUGUCCAUUGCUAUGGAAAAUUGGCAGGGUGCGGAGGCUGAUCCACUCCUUCUUGAGGAGCUGGUCCAGGUUGAAGUUGACAGUGGUUGGCUUCGGUGCAUUGAUUCGUUGGAGGAUGCUCGGAAAAUCUGGCCGAAUGUUGCAGUGGGCAAGUUGAAUAUUGUCCAUUCAGCAGGUCUCCUUGGCAUCCGUGUGGGACCAAAGCUUUUCUUCUACAAGGUCCAUUCCAAGAAGGAGCUACUGAAUUGCAAUCUGGGCGACAAGGACAUCUGGCUGCGAAUAUCCGAUCCU